Molecule: messenger RNA, 1521 nt
Organism: Oppiella nova
Lineage: Eukaryota; Metazoa; Arthropoda; Arachnida; Sarcoptiformes; Oppiidae
Source: the annotation of a GenBank genome assembly
AUGUCGUCGACAACGGGUUGUUGUGAUAUAAUUCGUCACAACAUUGGCGACAAUCGCGUCGACGAUCGACAGGAGGCCAACGCAAUGAGCGGUCCUUUUCUGCCAAACUCUCCCACCAUUGAAAACCCGCCGCGGGCUAUGACACUAGCGCUGGGCUCCGGUCCCUCCACUCUAAGCCAUCGAACCCGAGGCCACAAACGAACAAAGAGUGCCGGAAAUAACAGUUUACGCGAGUCUUCGUUAUAUACGGCCACCGGUGACGUCAAUUCGGGAACUCUUGCUAUCGAUCAACAAAAUGGCUUACAAUCAGAUGAGCCGCCGAACUGCGGUUUUAUGUCAUUCCGUCCGCGAUGUCUGCAACAAAUGGCCACAAUUCAGGUGUUCGUCUUCUUCUGUAGCAUUUUGGUUACUCUACAACAGGCCCUCUCUUCCGGAUAUUUCAAUAGUGUCAUAACGACUAUAGAGAAGCGGUUCGACUUCCCGAGCAAAGUGACCGGUGCUAUAGUCAGUACAUUCGAGUUGGGAAACCUACUCACCAUUAUAUUCGUGAGCUAUUUCGGCACUUAUCGACACAUUCCUCAGUGGAUCGGCAAAGGAAUCCUCAUCACAGGCAUCGGUUCCAUUGUGUUCGCGAUCCCACACUUCAUGGAUAUUCACAACCCGUUGGGUGCGUGUCAUAAUGUGAACGUUUCGGGCCCUCUAUCUGACAACACAUGCCGUAUACCCACACCAGCUCUCAGCUCUCCUGUGCUCCAGAAAGCCAGCCAUUUCAUAAACCCUGUGCCGCCGAACAACGACCCGACGUGUGUGGAAGGGGGCACUUAUAACGCGCCCCACAUUCUCAUAUUCAUUUUGGCCAUGAUUUUGAUCGGUUGCGGCGGAACUCCUAUCUUCACGUUAGGCACAACUUAUAUCGACGAUCACGUCAAGAAGGAAAGCUCAUCCAUGUAUAUCGGUAUGCAUUGCACCUACCACCGCAAACCAAACCACACACCCUUCCUAUUGGGCGGCUAUUUCAUCCAGGUUCACGAGAACUCGUUUGGCUCGGGGACCGUACCCCUAGACAUAUCUCCCGGUCACCCCAAGUGGAUAGGCGCCUGGUGGGCCGGGUUCAUUAUGCUCGGCAUUCUACUCAUUAUCAUAUCCAUACCAUUCUUCGCGUUCCCCAAAAGUCUGAAACCAAAAAGCAGAUCCGAUAAACACAUGCGUUCUCUGCAAUCGGCCGAACCCGAGGACCAACUCAUCCACAAAACCAAAUACAUGGCCAACGAGUCGUCGGCCAACAACUCGAUGAGUCGGUCCCGUAGUCCAGCGCAACAUAAGCCAGAGUACGGCCGAAACCUCAAAGAGAUCCCGGCCUGCAUGUGGCGCCUACUCACGAACCCGGUCUACAUGACCACAUGCCUGGGCUCGUGCAUGGAGUUGGCGAUCGUCAGCGGGUUCCUCGUCUUUUUGCCCAAAUAUUUGGAAACGCAGUUCAGUUUAGGCAAAUCGGAGGCCAACUACAAACGGCCACCCUAG